CAACCAACUUACGCGUGAAGCCAUACUCACAGGCGUAUAUAGAGGAGAGAAGACAGAGUGUCGUCCGGUUUGAUGACACAAACGUCAGGUCAAUCCACUGCUGUACUCCACACAGCAUGUCGUCCAAAUUUCCGUUGGCGUGCUGUGGAAUAUGGUUUGUCGUUGCAGCAAUCAAGACUGCUGUAUCGUUCGUCUCAUUUCUUUUCCGCUCCGAUCCCUUCACUUCGUUAUUCGUGUCGUGUUGCUGCCUGGAAGGGUCCCACCUGCAGCCUGGAAAGGUCCCACCUGCAGCCUUGCGGCAGUCGCACACGCGACACGUGACCGCACCUUCCCAACUACUUGAGCAGCUCAACCGACUCACACUCUCCACCAAUCGCAACUAUCAUCGCCCAGCAUGUCGAUCGUAGUUCCUCAAGUCCUCCAGCCAGACGCCGCCGACUCCGCGGGCGAUGCUAUCAUUCAAGGUCUUGCUCCGCUCCUGAGUCAGUCUGCUUACGCUUGCGGAGGCUCUGUUGCUGUGAAAGAACGCCUCAACGUGAACGAGGAAGGCACUCCACCAGUCACCAUCCGAUGGGACGACACCGAACAGAUCAAGAAGCUCGUUCUGCCGGCCGAUGAUAUUUCCACCGUCCAAGGCCUCGUCAAGUCCACCCAGCCUGCGAGCUUCGGUCUGAAUGGUAAGGAUGUGAUCGAUGAGUCUUACAGGAAGGCCUCCAAGCUCGAUCCAACUACCUUUUCGACAAACUUCUGUCCGUACGAAGUUGGCAUCAUCGAUUCCAUCAGCCAAGCUCUGUUGCCACUGCCAAACAACAAGUCCCAGGGCAUCCGUGCAGAGCUGUACAAACUGAAUGUCUAUGAAGGACCUUCUGGCAUGUUCAAGCCCCACCUCGACACCCCGCGUUCCGACCUUCACUUCGGCUCGCUGGUGGUCUGUCUCCCCUCCGCACACCAAGGCGGCCAGCUUGUCGUUCGCCACCAGGGUCUCUCUACCACAUUCGACUGGUCUAAGGACAGUUCGAACCUUCAGUGGGCCGCUUUCUACAGCGACUGCGAACAUGAAGUGUCUCAAGUCACGUCCGGCUACCGUCUCACCCUGACGUACAACCUCUUUCUUCGUCGCAGUGUUGGCCAUAACGCUGGCACCAACGCCGUGGACGCAUCUCAGCUGCCUGUCUACAAGGAGGUGCAGGCUGCCCUUGCCAACCCAUCUUUCUUUCCCAAUGGAGGUCUUCUUGGAAAGUACUGCAGCCACGCCUAUGCCCAUGCUACUAAAGAAGGCGCUAGUGCACUGCCGGCCGCUCUGAAGGGCUCAGACAUGGUCGCGUACGAGAUCUUCAAGUCGCUGGGGGUUCCAGUCGCCAUCCGUCCGGAACUUGACAUCAAGGGCAAGUUUUACGUCUAUGACGACGAAAGCGAAGAUGCUGCCUACCUGUCACACAGUGUCAUCGGAAAGGAGCUGAUGGGCAGCAGCGGCGGUGGUUAUGAAGACUGCAGCAUGAAGGAGAGGUUCGAAGGCUUUCCUCACGACUUGCUCAAAGUCAAGUGGUUGAACACGCCCGUCGCCGAUUCGCGCAACUUCCAGUACAGCUACCUUGUCUAUGGUAACCAGGCCGAGAUUGACUGGGCGUACAGUCACUGCGUGCUGCUCAUGGAGAUCCCGCCUUAUCCGGAGCGGACGAAGGUUGGCCGAACAAUCCUGGAGUGAUAUCUACCACUGACAGCUUGCAGGUCGUCAAGAAGCAAGUCCAAGUUGUUGAGGACUCCCACACCGCCUGAGCUGGCAGUCUAAGCCACUGCCGUUGGUAUGCCUUCACCAACCAGGACAUGGAUACUGCACUGCCAACUUCUGACCCCUCGCUGUCUUCCCAUAUGUUGGUAGCGCUUCGUUGGGAAGUUGAUACGCCGAUCCUGUUGGAUCCACCGCACCCGUAACAGUUACAAUGAAAUGGUUCCCCUACAAAUUCUUCAUACCUUCGUCUCUGAUUGAAACCACGAAAGUUUAUCCUAACAGCAGGCCUCCGUGGUUGCAUGACAGCUGAAGCACCUGAAAGCCUCGCGUCGCUUUGUAAGAGCGAAUAGCCAACUUCGCAGCAUGUAUCUGCAACCCUACAUUGUGUUAACCAGGUAAGGGAAGCCCUUCAUGGCUGGCCUUAACGAAAACUUACCUUUGACUGGACACACC
Boeremia exigua is the source of this 2182-nucleotide messenger RNA. RefSeq lists its product as uncharacterized. NCBI's taxonomy places the organism in Eukaryota, Fungi, Ascomycota, Dothideomycetes, Pleosporales, Didymellaceae. The transcript is spliced from 4 exons. Bases 395 to 1705 code for a protein of 436 amino acids. The record is from RefSeq and is a predicted model, not a curated record.